GCAAGAUGUAUUAAGCUCAUUUUCAAAUGCAGUACAGCACCAUGACAAGCAACAAACAUGAAGGCCUGAAGCUGAAGCGGGAGGUAGGGUUAAUUAGUGCGAUCUCUCUGGUCGCAGGCACUAUGAUAGGAUCGGGGAUCUUCAUGUCCCCUCAGUUUGUGAUGUCUAAUGUUGGAAGCCCUGGAGCGAGCUUGAUCAUCUGGGCUGUGUGUGGCCUGGUGACUCUAUGUGCUGCGCUCACUUAUGCAGAGCUCGGUACCAUGUUCAGAGAAUCUGGAGGUGAAUUCAUAUACGUCCUGAGAAUAUACGGACCCUUACCUGCAUUUUUUGUGGCAUAUACGUUCACAAUUGUGGUGAAACCAGCAGGUAUUACAGCUGUAGCCUUGAGUUUAGCUCAGUAUGCUGUCGCUCCAUUUUAUCCAGGCUGCAUGCCACCUACAUUAGUGGUGAAAUGUUUAGCAGCAGCGUGCAUUUUAGUGGUGGCGACCAUCAACAUGCUGAAUGUUCGCUUUGCCAUGACCAUUCAGGUUAUCUUCCUAGUGGCUAAAGUGGCGGGGUUGAUGGUGAUUGUUAUAGGUGGAAUCAUGACCAUGGCCCAAAAUGGCUUAGAAACCCUUGGAAAUCCAGACAUUGCCUUUGAGGGUACAACUUUGGGGAUCAGUACCAUUGGAAUGGCUUUGUAUCAGGGACUCUGGUCUUUUGCUGGAUGGUACAAUUUAAACUUUGUUCUUGAAGAGGUGAAAAAGCCAGAGGUAAAUCUCCCACGAGCGUUAAUGAUUGCCAUCCCAAUGGUAACGAUCCUCUACCUGCUGGUCAAUAUCAGUUAUUUGGCUGUCAUGACUCCUAGAGAGAUGAUGACAUCGAGUGCUGUAGCAGUUACAUGGGGCAAUAAGGUGCUGGGCAGCUGGGGAUGGGUGAUGUCUAUUGCAGCAGCAUUAUCUUCUUUUGGCACACUGAAUGGCUCGUUCUUCAGUGGAGGACGAAUUUGCUUUGUAGCUGCACGAGAGGGUCACAUGCCUAACAUCCUGUCUAUGGCCCAUGUGCGUCGCCUCACACCCUCUCCAGCUCUUACGUUUACCAGCAUCAUUGCCUUCAUUGUGCUCAUUCCUGGAGACUUCCAGGGAAUAAUCAACUUCUUUAGCUUUACAUCCUGGUUCUUUUAUGGAGUUACGAUAUCUGGACUACUCUAUCUGAAAAUCAAAAGGUCUGAACUUCCAAGUACAUACAAGGUUCCUAUUUUUAUCCCCAUCCUGGUAAUUCUGGUGGCUUUGUUUCUGGUUCUAGCUCCUAUUAUUGACGAUCCUCAGCUCGAGUACCUAUAUGUCACCCUCUUCAUUCUAAGUGGAGCUUUAAUUUAUUUUCCAUUCAUUCACUUCAGGCUGUGUCCACACCUGCUGGACAAACUCACAGUGUUCCUGCAGCUCUUCCUGGAGGUAGCGCCAGCUAACAAAAAUGUAUAAAACCCCACAUCAGACUGACAGGCAGACUUUUUAGCCUCUUGUUCUGAUAAGCUCUGGGGCUUUAUAAUAAUUUGUAACAGCUUUAGUACUAAUGCUUUCUUAAUAUUGUUAACAUUUAGUCCGUCUUUGCAUUUGGGCAUUUUUCGUUUUUGUGAGUUUGUUAAAAUAUCAAUAAUAUGCUGUGUUGUAUGAUGGCACCACUAGAAAUUGCCAAACUUGUUUGUAAAAAUAUAAUUUACAAUACAUUUUUGUAGCUGGA
This is a messenger RNA of Tachysurus fulvidraco (yellow catfish), 1719 nucleotides long. Its product is annotated as b(0,+)-type amino acid transporter 1-like. Gene Ontology annotation, molecular function: L-amino acid transmembrane transporter activity. Bases 27 to 1460 code for a protein of 477 amino acids. The transcript has 6 exons. NCBI's taxonomy places the organism in Eukaryota, Metazoa, Chordata, Actinopteri, Siluriformes, Bagridae. Gene Ontology annotation, biological process: amino acid transmembrane transport. Gene Ontology annotation, cellular component: membrane. The record is from RefSeq and is a predicted model, not a curated record.